AUGGACCCAGCGGCGGAAGUCGCACCCAAUCGGCUUUGGAAGCAUCUCAACAAAAAACUCGCCCACUUCGGAUACUCUCUCACCCACUACCCUGUACGAUUCGUCUUUCCGGGCGAAGAGACGAAGGGCAAGACCAAUACUACCAGCCAGGGCCUCAAAGGCGUGUCUGUGGGACAUCUCCGAAUCUGCUAUGACGCUGUAACCGCCCCCAAUGGGAAACUUGUCCUGGAGCCUGCGGACACCGAGGAUUUGUUAAAUUCACGUAAAGCGAUCAUCAUCACGGCGCCGCCAAUGUUGACCGGAGAUCAGAUGGAUAACCUCAAGACUCACGACUCCUACGUUUUGGGCGACUGGCCUGUCCCCGCUGGACGUCGGUUUUUCCUCGAUCAGAGUGUCGACUGCAAGGGGCCCCCCGCGGUGCUUGUCAACGAUAUCGCCUCUGCGACAUUCGUGCAUGGGGCGCACCUCAAACGGCCCAAAGCCAAAGUCGCUUCCAAGGCGCCCUCCGACUCUUCCUCCAACGCCGCCGACUCACGGUCUGCAACCCCCUGUAUCGUGUUAUCGGAAUCUGACGACGAAACGACCCCGCGAGCCAAGGGCAAAGCGCCUGCGCACAAGAAAGGCAAGAAAACCGACCGUUCAAAAACGGACGACAUGAUUUUGAAGCACUCGCCUAUGAAGAAGACGAAAACGGACGAACCUCCGUCGGUUCGCUCGGGGCCACUCAUGCCAUUGAUCGACGGGGAUCGGCCGACAAUCGCGACUCGCCCCGCCUCGCCUGCGCCUCAUCAACCCUUCUUGGCUGGCGCCCAUUCGCAAUCGGUGCCGACGUCCACCAUGGGCUCAUCCUCGUUCCAACCCACGGCGUUGGCUCGUGCUUCGGGCCCCCAGGUGUUCCCCCUAUCCGGCGCCCCUCCUUCUGCUGUUCCUCCCGCUGGCAUCAAUCCAGACCUGGCGGGCUUCUUGCAUUUUAAAGGUGAGCCGACCUUCUCUAAACGCAUUGCCCUCGGUCAGCCGACCCAACCAGUCCAUGGCAGUCCCGGCGUUACCCCGACUAGGGUGGCCUGGCUUCUAUUCCUGUCCCCCGACCUAAUGCGACAAGAGCCGCGCGCCAUUGGCAAUAAAGGUCAGUUCACCGUCCGACUUCUCUCAAUCGCUGUCGGCCGACCUAAUGAAGGUAUGCCUCACUAUGCAUUACUCGCGAAUGGGGAUUCGUGGUUGUGA
Messenger RNA from Coprinopsis cinerea okayama7#130, 1224 nucleotides. RefSeq lists its product as hypothetical. Lineage: Eukaryota; Fungi; Basidiomycota; Agaricomycetes; Agaricales; Psathyrellaceae. The record is from RefSeq and is a predicted model, not a curated record. Bases 1 to 1224 code for a protein of 407 amino acids. The transcript is spliced from 3 exons.